This is a messenger RNA of Oryza sativa Japonica Group (Japanese rice), 1963 nucleotides long. Its product is annotated as zinc finger protein CONSTANS-LIKE 14. The record is from RefSeq and is a predicted model, not a curated record. Gene Ontology annotation, molecular function: protein binding; zinc ion binding. NCBI's taxonomy places the organism in Eukaryota, Viridiplantae, Streptophyta, Magnoliopsida, Poales, Poaceae.
CAAAUCGAAGCCGCCAUGGCGCGCCACCUCCACGCCCACACGCACCCACCCACCGCGCCGGCGGCGAGGCCAUCACCUCCUCCUCCUGCACGUGCGCCGUGGGCGUGGUCGCCGGAGCCGGAGGGGUGGAUGACGUGGCGGAGCUGCGACUACUGCGGGGAGGCGGCGGCGGCGCUGCACUGCAGGGCGGACGCGGCGAGGCUGUGCGUGGCGUGCGACCGCCACGUGCACGGCGCGAACGCGCUGUCGCGGCGCCACGUGCGGGCGCCGCUCUGCGCCCGGUGCGAGGCGCGCCCCGCGGCGGCGCGUGUCGCCGCCGUCGCUGGAGCUGGAGGAUGCGGCGGCGGCGGGGAGGCCAGGUUCCUUUGCGCCGGGUGCGCCGACGACGACGGUGCGGAGGCGGCGAGGGUGCCCGUGGUGGGGUUCUCCGGAUGCCCCGGGGCCGCCGAGCUCGCCGCGUCGUGGGGGCUCGACCUCGGCGGCGGCGGCGGAAGAGAUGAAUUCGAGGAGGAUCCGUUCUUCCCCGAGGCCGGUUACCCAAUGCUGGCGGCGGAUCGCGUGCUGCGGGACAUGUACGUGCCCUGCGACCCGCCGCCGGAGGUCGCCGCCGGCGGACGCGGACGGCGGCUCAAAGGGGACUCGCUCUGCCACCAGCUCGCCGAGCUGGCGCGGCGUGAGAUGGAAUCCGCGCCGGCGCAGGCGAACUCGGGAUCGAUCUCCCCAUCAGCUCGCCGGGGCUCUGCCGCUGCAAUCCGCCAUGAGGCUGCGGCAGCGGCGGCGGCGCAAAGGGCCACAUUGCCGUACAAGUCCACGCCGGUGACGGAGGCGGCGGGCUGCGGCGAUGUCGGCAACGGCGAGCAGUUCACCGACGACAACGAACUCGUGUGGCAGCGCACCGCGCCCUCCGAUCCGCCAUGCCAGAUAUGGGAUUUUAAUCUAGGAAAAUCAAGGGACCAUGAUGAGCACUCUGCACUUGAACUUCAUUUCGGCCCAAAAGAUGGAGGCUUUAUGAUCAAAAGUUAUAAUGACAUGAUUGAGGAAGUUUCCUCUAGCUCAAGGAAAGAUCUUCAAUAUAUUUAUGACUCGACAUACUCUUUUGCCACGGAAGAUAUUGUGUCGGCCAAUAUCUACCAGUUGACUCCAAAACAGCUGAGCACUGCCACAUCCGGCAACAGGCGACACAAGAACGAGCAACACGGAUUGACAAAUGACGGGCCAUCAUCUUCGAGGAUCGUUGACGUCGAUAGAACUCUGAACUCUUCUCCUGAAGAAGUUGCAGCAGUUCUUGCCGGGGAGAACUGUAUCACUGAUCAAACUGUAACUGGAGCUGAUCAGAGGAAUUCCCUGAAGAUCGACAGCAAAACGAUCGCCAUGAACAGGGACAACGCGAUGCAACGGUAUAGAGAAAAGAGAAAGACUCGCAGGUAUGACAAGCACAUCCGGUACGAGUCGAGGAAGAUGAGAGCCGACACGAGGACGCGGGUGAAAGGGCGCUUCGUCAGGGCCACUGACAUCUUCAACGUCGGUGGCGGCGACGGCGGCUGAAAAUGUGCUUGCGAUGUCUGAAAUCCAGCGACAUCCUCAACAACGUCAGUUCAGUGGGGAUUAUUGCUGGGGGAAUGGAGAUGCUGCAUCACCAACACUUUUUGUGAAUAGCCUGAACUGAAACUUGUUUCCUGGAGUAGUAGAAUACAUACGAUAUCACAUCCAUGAUCUUGUAUUGUUGUAUUUUUUUUUUUGAGGGAUUGUUUUUUUUUAAUGACAAGUUUUUUUUGAAUGACUUUUUGAGGGAUUGUUGUAUGGUUAUUAUUCCACUCAGAAGUUUUUGCAGCCCCUGAAAAUGUGGCAAGUUAUGUAGGACCUGUUUGUAAUUUUGUUGCCACUUUCAACCCCACUAAACUUUAGUAGGGUAGCAAACUAAACAUUAUCUUAUAAAUACAAUUGUAUUAAUAUUUGGUAGUUA